UCGUCCCGGGGGCUGUCAUCGUCCUCUCCUGUAGCGGAGGGGGGGAGCUGGCCCUCCUGGCAGCUCGCCUCCCAGCCGCCUCCCCGGGACUAUAGGUCCUUUCCGAACUUCAGACCAGACCGGGAGGGUGCGAAAAGGGCCUGAUCCAGGCUGGGAGCGUGGUGGUUCAGCCUCCGGACGGUCGUUAUGUGCCCCAGCUGCCUUGUUGGGGGCAGCUGGCUUUGCUGGAAGGGCUGUGCUGAGAGGAAGUGUUUCGUCAGCUCAUGAGCGUACGGAGGCAGGGGUGACUGACGCCGUCUUUCGUCUUAGCCGAAAACCGUGAAGUCACAUUCAGAGCCUCAGAUGGCCUCGGCCUCCCUGCUGCCGUCCGGGUUGGUCACCGGCUGGCAGGGGACGGCCCCGGGUUGCUCCGUCAGUUCCCAGAAGUAGCUGUAGAGAAAGGUGGUUUGCCCUCCUCCCGGACUAUCGUAUUAGGGACACCGACAACGAAAAAAGAGUUGAGAUACAUGGAACGAACUGGUGCCAGAAGUCUGGCGAGUUACAGCUGUGUCGGUGAGGUAAUGUAAGCAUUUCAGUUUUACACGAGAGAGGAAGCAGGCAUGUCCACUCUUUGUCCACCACCGUCUCCUGCAGUUGCUAAAACGGAGAUCUCUUUGAAUGGCGAGUCGCCUUUAUUAGCUGCCACUUUUGCUUACUGGGACAAUAUUCUUGGGCCUCGAGUGCGGCACAUCUGGGCCCCAAAGACAGAACAGGUACUUCUCAGUGAUGGUGAAAUAACUUUUCUUGCUAACCACACCCUGAAUGGAGAAAUACUUCGUAAUGCAGAAAGCGGUGCAAUAGAUGUGAAGUUCUUUGUCUUGGCAGAAAAAAGGGUAAUCAUUGUGUCAUUAAUUUUUGAUGGAAACUGGAAUGGAGACAGAAGCACGUACGGACUAUCAAUUAUACUUCCACAAAGUGAACUUGGCUUCUACCUGCCGCUUCACAGAGUUUGCGUGGAUAGGUUAACACAUAUUAUAAGGAAAGGAAGAAUAUGGAUGCAUAAGGAGAGGCAAGAACAUUUCCAGAAGAUUGUCUUGGAAGGCACGGAGAGAAUGGAGGAUCAGGGCCAGAGCAUCAUUCCAAUGCUCACAGGAGAAGUCAUUCCUGUAAUGGAACUCCUUUCAUCUAUGAAAUCACACAGUGUUCCGGAAGAAAUAGAUAUAAGUGACACAGUACUAAAUGAUGAUGACAUCGGGGACAGUUGCCAUGAAGGCUUUCUCCUCAAUGCAAUUAGUUCACACCUGCAGACCUGUGGUUGUUCUGUAGUUGUAGGAAGCAGCGCAGAAAAAGUUAAUAAGAUUGUGAGAACAUUAUGUCUGUUUCUUACGCCAUCAGAACGGAAGUGUUCCAGACUCUGCAGAAAUGAAUCUUCUUUCAAAUACGAGUCAGGACUUUUUGUUCAAGGCUUACUCAAAGAUGCAACAGGAAGCUUUGUGUUGCCCUUCCGUCAAGUAAUGUAUGCCCCAUAUCCUACUACACAUAUAGAUGUAGAUGUCAAUACAGUGAAGCAGAUGCCCCCUUGUCAUGAACAUAUCUAUAACCAACGACGAUAUAUGAGAUCUGAGCUGACAGCAUUUUGGAGAGCUAAUUCAGAUGAAGAAAUGUCUCAAGAUCAUAUUAUCCACACAGACGAGAGUUUCACACCUGAUUUAAAUGUCUUUCAAGAUAUCCUGCAUCGAGAUACAUUAGUAAAAGCCUUCCUGGAUCAGAUCUUUCAUCUGAAGCCUGGCUUGUCUCUAAGGAGUACCUUCCUUGCACAGUUUCUGCUAGUCCUUCACAGAAAAGCCUUAACUUUAAUAAAAUACAUAGAGGAUGACACGCAAAAGGGAAAAAAACCUUUUAAGUCUCUUCGUAGCUUAAAGAUAGAUCUUGACUUAACAGCAGAGGGCGAUCUUAACAUAAUAAUGGCUUUGGCUGAGAAGAUUAAACCAGGUCUACAUUCCUUUAUCUUUGGGAGGCCCUUCUACACUAGCGUACAAGAACGUGAUAUGCUGAUGACGUUUUAAAGUUCUCCACUGCUAACGUGUGAUACUGCAGUCUUGCAUGGCACGAAAAGAAAUGUGUCAGUGUGAGCACUGCACUUAUGACAAUCAUCGACUUGAUUGAGGAUGGAGCAUUAGGAGCACAGCAACACUACAGUCUGUCCAAAGCAGGAGGGGGUCUUGUUAGAGGCAAUAUCAAGUUUGUUAGACAAGCAUGAUUUUAAUGAAUCCAUAUGCUUUUUUAAGAGUAAAAAUAAAUGUUACCAGAAGUUCCUUUGCCAUAUGGGCUUAGUAGAUAAAUUGGAACGUUUUGGUGUAUGAUAAAGGGAACCUUUUUAAUUUUCUUUCCCCAGAGACUUUCUUCAGGUGUGUGUGUCAGUUUUUCCCUGUUCUGCUGUGUCAGUAUUUUAAGUGUUUACACAGAAAACAAUACAUACUUCCUUUUUGUGGAAUAGGGGCCUUCCAAGAGUUUCAAAGAAUUUUUAAAAUUGUUUAUUCUUAUGUAUGUGGUAGAAAUUUGAAAUGUGUCUCCCCUCAUCUUCCUUUUUAACAACACUGGCUUCUUAAUUUAAAGCAUUUAAAGGCAUUUGGGAUUUUUAAUAUACUACAAAGUGCUACUCUUCUGUGCAAACUGUUGUCUAUUUGCAGCUUAAAUAGCAGCAUGUGGGAACUGGGUCAUUAUUUAAGCAGCUUUGUGCAUGUAAGUGCCAACCAGGAUACUUUGUCACAGAUUGUUGGGCCGUCCUGCAGUGAAGUGUUCAGUGAUCCAGCCUAAUCGAGCUCUUUCGAAACACAAAACAGAGAACUUGUGUCAUUCAGCAGCAGUUGUCAGUCCUUCUGUCUGUAAACUGCGGCUGUUUUUUCCAUUGUCAGUUAGAAUAAGGUUCAAAUUAAAGUAUUAGAGCUUCCCAAAGAACACCAAAGUGAUAGCCAAACUAAAAGACAAAACAGUAUUUUUUUUAUAUUGCUAUUAAUAUGCCUAGUAAUCCUUAAUUCAGAGACGAGCACAGCUAUGAUCUAAUGUCAUUAACAUUUUAGUAAGUGAAUUCUAGUUCAUAAUCUUGCCAGUCAUCUUAGUUCAUCUUAGCAGAUCUCCAGCUUUGCUUUGCUUGUAAAUGAAAACACAUUUUCUUUUUGUAUGCCUAAACCUUUCUUUCUCAGGAGCAUAUAGAGCAGUGUGGUGUCAGGUUAAUCCAGAUCCAUUGUUUUGAGUUUUGACACAUGGUUGGUGUGUGUAACAUUAAAAUCAAUGGUACAUCUGUACUGCGUGGUUUUUUUAUUUCUUCUCUUUUUGGACAAACACAGGAAUAUAUUUGUGUCAUGUUUUAGUGUAACCUCGUAACUCAGUAUUCAUUGUGAAAGAACUGCAGCUGUGAUUGGAGAAGCCACUGUUGCUGUAUUGCUUAAAUUGUUUAUAACACUCCUUGGUGAACAGGUUUCUGUUUUCAAGAUAGCUAUUUAGUGUCUCUUUCAUGCAGCAAGGUGCAAAAGUUAGUCACGACUUUUCCUGAAAUGUUCAAUACUCGGAUUUUAAGAGGAAUAGUGUCCUCUAUUUAGAUGUCCAGAAUUCCCUUACAUUUUCUGAAAGACAAAGAUUUACGAUUAAAUAUUUAGAGCUUCUAAAAGACAUGGAAUGGACCCCAGCUGCACACCAUUUUUGUGAAUGAGCAUCAUCAGUAUUACCUGACUGAAUAAGUAAUUGCAUUUUGUGGAGCUCUUUUUCUGCUGUACAUGUGUGUAGGACUCCUGCAAUAAGCUCAAGUUUUCAUCAAAAGAACUUGUCAGAAUUAUGCUGACGUAAGUUGCUUGGUACUGAGAUUCUGUUUGUCUUCCUAACAUCAUUAUUUCUUUCUGUGUUUUUAAUCAAUUGAUCUGUUAGAAACCAGCCUUAUUGUGCUAAGUUUUCAGUCUCAUGUCUAAGGUUGUGAAAAAAAUGUGAUGAACACUGCUGAAACUUCUAAUACAGAAGUUGUGUUGAAGUCUGAAGAGUUUUAAAUGUGCUAAAUUAAUCACUUCAGCUUGAUAAGUGUUGGAAACUUAACAUUGACACUAGUAACAGUAAAGCUCUGUUUACUGAAGACGCUGUCACUUUUUGAAAUUAGUAAAAGCUGGACAUUUUCUUAGUUGCUACUUUUGUUCCGCAACUGUCACAAGUGCAGAAUGUAUACAGAAAUAAAUUAUUAAAUGCAUCUGCAUGCUGUGUUGUAAGUCUUGCUUAGGAAACAAAAUAUUCCAAUAAAAUUCAUGCACAAUUUUUGACUUUAAUUGCUGAUUAUUUUUAAUAGAAUUUCUGUUCUGUAUCUAAUAGAAUCAUUAUCUUCUAUCCUUUGAAAUAAAGAAGAAACCUUUUUCCUUCUUAUUAAAGUAAAAAUUAUGCUGAAA
Molecule: messenger RNA, 4403 nt
Organism: Grus americana (Whooping crane)
Lineage: Eukaryota; Metazoa; Chordata; Aves; Gruiformes; Gruidae
Gene: C9orf72
Product: C9orf72-SMCR8 complex subunit
Exons: 11
Coding region: 600-2045 (481 amino acids)
Biological process (GO): autophagy; endocytosis
Cellular component (GO): autophagosome; endosome
Molecular function (GO): guanyl-nucleotide exchange factor activity
Source: RefSeq, a predicted model, not a curated record